Molecule: messenger RNA, 2634 nt
Organism: Candidozyma auris
Lineage: Eukaryota; Fungi; Ascomycota; Pichiomycetes; Serinales; Metschnikowiaceae
Product: M1 family metallopeptidase
Exons: 1
Coding region: 1-2634 (877 amino acids)
Biological process (GO): peptide catabolic process; proteolysis
Cellular component (GO): cytoplasm
Molecular function (GO): peptide binding; zinc ion binding; metalloaminopeptidase activity
Source: RefSeq, a predicted model, not a curated record
AUGCCCUCUGAACUCUACUACGAGGCCCUUCCUUCACAAUUGAAACCCAUUCACUAUGACUUGUCUGUGUUUGACUUAAAUUUGGACAAUGACACUUACAACGGUGUGGUGGUGAUCGAUUUGCAGGUUGUAGAGGAGACGGAUGAGUUGCACUUGCACUAUAGAGACUUGAAAAUUGGCGAGAUCAAGGUAAAAGUUGGAGAGCGGUCAAUUGAGGCGAAGGUGGCUUCCAUAGAUGAGAAAAAGGAGUUCUUUGUGGUGAAGUUCUCUGAGCAAGUCUUCCCAAAAGAUGAAAAGAUUCAGGCGACUAUUACCUACAGCGGAAUUAUCCAGACUAACAUGGCGGGCUUGUACAAGUCCUCGUAUAAGGAGAAUGGCGAGACAAAGUACAUGAUGCUGACACAAUUCGAGGCUACUGAUGCCCGUCGGGCUUUCCCUUGUAUGGACGAACCAGCGUUGAAAGCAACAUUCGUGGUCCACAUCACCUCGGAUGCUCAUUACACCGUUUUGGGCAACACCCCUGUAGAAAAGGUCGAGGAGAAGGGUGACAAGAAAAUCACCUCGUUCCAAAAAACUCCUAUCAUGUCUACGUACCUCUUGGCGUGGGCGUUGGGCGAGCUCGAGUACAUUGAAGGCUUCACUGAAGACAAGUACUUCAACGACAAGCCUUUGCCGGUGAGAAUCUACACCACAAAUGGGUACACCAAAGACGCAGAGUUUGCGCUUUCAUUGGCACCUAGGAUCGUCGACUACUUCUCCAAAAUCUUCGAGAUCAAGUACCCAUUGCCCAAGUUGGACCUUUUGGCGGUUCAUUCCUUCUCCCACAAUGCCAUGGAGAACUGGGGUCUCAUCACUUACAGGUUUACUGCUCUCUUAUACAAUCCGGACACGUCUGAUCCGGAAUACAAGCAAAAAGUGGCCUACGUUGUUGCUCACGAGAUUGCUCACCAAUGGUUCGGUAACUUGGUGACCAUGCAAUGGUGGGAUGAGCUUUGGCUCAACGAGGGUUUCGCCACUUGGGUUGGAUAUGCUGCUGUGGAUUACCUUUUCCCAGAAUGGGACAUGUUCAGUGCUUUCGCUUCCUCCUCGUUGCAAACGGCCCUCAAGUUGGAUGGCUUGAGAAACUCCCAUCCUAUCAAAGUGCCUGUUGUCAGUGCUUUGGAGAUUGAUCAAUUAUUUGACCAGAUUUCCUAUUUGAAGGGUGCCUCUACCAUUCUUAUGCUUUCGGCAUACUUGGGCACCGGCAUCUUCUUGAAAGGUGUUGCACACUACUUGAAUGCAAACAAAUAUGGAAAUGCCACUUCUUUGGCCCUUUGGAAGAGCCUUUCUGAGACUUCUGGACAUCCUGUUGCUAAGAUGAUGGACUCCUGGAUUAAUAAGAUUGGGUUUCCUGUUAUUAACGUGGAACAGGAGGGCAAGAAUCUUGUCUUGAAGCAGUCUAGAUUUUUGAAUGGUGGUGGUGUCAAACCCGAGGACGACCAGACCGUGUGGUGGGUGCCCCUCAACGCUUGCGGAGACAAUGUGCAACUGUUGAAAGAAGACAUCAUUGACAAGAAAGUGACUACGAUCGAGAACUAUACUGUUGAAGGUUUCUUCAAGCUCAAUCAGGACUCGCAAGCUGUCAUCAGAGUCGACUACUCCCCAGAUAUUCUUCAAAAUAAUGUCUUCCCAUACUUUGACAAACUUAGUUCCAAGGACAAGGUCGGGGUUAUCGCCGAUGUUGCAUCUAUUGCUAUGUCAGGAAAUGAGAACACAGACACGAUCACUUUCUUGGAGCUUGUCAAGUCGAUUGUUCUUGAUAGCGACAAAAUUGGCGAGUCCUAUGUUGCUUGGUUAGAGCUUUGCUCACGUUUGUCCUCUUUGAAGACAACUUUUAGCGGUGAGGAUGAGGAGCUCAGUGAAAACCUUGUCAGUUUCAUCCAAAAGGUGUACGCCAAGUUGGCUGUCAAGUUGUUGAGCGAGCAGGUUGAGGUCAACGAUGUGCUAAAAGCUAAGCUUAAGGCGCAAAUCCUAAACAGCGCAGCUACUUAUCAUGUUCCAGAGGUCAAACAGAUGGCCGAGACCUACUUCGACGGCUGGAAACAGUCCAAGAUCAUCGAUCCGGCCAUGAGGUAUUUCACAUUUUCCUCGAUUCUUUCAUCUAGUGCUGUCACAGAAGAUGACGUGAAGGUUGUCAUGGACGAGGUUAUCAACCCUUCUGCAUUGGAUUCCAGAGAGGUGGCCUUGAGUGCCUUGGGUAACAUCCUGAGUCCUGAGCUUGCCAAAAAUAUCAUUUCUACGCUUACUGAUAUCAACAUUGUGCCCGUCAUGGACGCCCACUUCUUAGCUGGCAACAUCUCGAAGAACACCGCCGUGAGGGACCUCUUGUGGGAGUUCAUCAAGGAGAACUACUCAACGUUGCACAAGUUGAUGUCGACAAACAUGGUCGUCUUGGACAGGUUCAUCAGAUUCACCCUUGGCAACUACCAGCUGGAAGCCAUGGCUGAUGACGUUGAGGCGUUCUUCAAGGAUCGUGAUGUGAACGGUUUCGAGAGGUCAUUAUCGCAAGUGCUAGACUAUAUUAGAAUCAACGCUGCUUGGUUCAAAAGAGACCACGUCCGUGUCAAGGAGUGGUUGACCAAAAACAAUUUUUAG